This is a messenger RNA of Sorghum bicolor (sorghum), 543 nucleotides long. RefSeq names its product dehydrodolichyl diphosphate synthase complex subunit NUS1. Gene Ontology annotation, cellular component: dehydrodolichyl diphosphate synthase complex; endoplasmic reticulum membrane. Gene Ontology annotation, molecular function: ditrans,polycis-polyprenyl diphosphate synthase [(2E,6E)-farnesyl diphosphate specific] activity. The coding region runs from base 1 to 543 and encodes 180 amino acids. The transcript is spliced from 8 exons. Lineage: Eukaryota; Viridiplantae; Streptophyta; Magnoliopsida; Poales; Poaceae. The record is from RefSeq and is a predicted model, not a curated record.
AUGGCCGAGUGCCGAGCAGAUGUGGAACCAUACCAAUCUAGCAUGUACAAGAUAGGAGUAAUGAAGAAAACAUUUGGACCUGCUCUGAAUGCAUCAAGAGAUAGUAAUGCAGAAGAUUUUGGCAUUGGUGCAAACAUCAAAGAUUUACACUGUAGCCACAGGAAGAUAGUGCUAGACUGUCUUUCUGGUUCUAAUGGCAAGGAGAGUAUUGCUAAAGCAGCCAAUUUACUUUGCUCAGCUUAUUUCAAUGGUGAUGCUCAUGGAGAUGGCAAAAGGAAACCAACAUUUACAGAAGCUGACAUGGCUAGUGCGCUGAAAGCUGUAGGUUGUGGUGAACCAGAACCUGAUCUUCUUCUCAUGUAUGGUCCUGCUAGAUGCCAUUUAGGCUUUCCUGCAUGGAGAUUACGGUAUACUGAAAUUAUGUAUAUGGGGCCACUGAAACCAAUGAAAUAUGGGGCCAUUGUGAAAGCCUUAUAUAACUGCUCAAAGAAAUACCAAAAUUUUGAGGCAGGCAGGGGCAGCAGCUACCGCAGCAGCAGUUGA